AUGAGUCUACAUGGCACAACUCUUGUUUCUGGAUCAUCGGAUCUAACACUUCGAGUCUGGGACAUUGUCGACGGGAAAUGCCUUCACAUUUUGGCUAUCGAGGCGGAGUUUGAGCCAGAGCGCGGUCUUGUCGUGUCGGGUAGUAGUGAUGACGGAACGAUUCGCGUCUGGGAUGUGCAAAGAGGAACAUGCAUCGCACUUAUUGGCUGUCGUCACAAUUUAAGGUACACAGGUAACUUUGGGAUGCAGCUUCGCGGAAACAAUUUGGCCUGCUAUUACGCCUCGGAAGUUAAGGUUUGGGACAUUCGUGAGGGUGGCUCAUGCCUUCACCACUUGCAUGGCGGAAAUGGUCAGACGUCGACCAUCACUUCAUUGCAAUUGCUCGACUCCGGACUUUUGGUGACAGGUUCGAGGAAUGGCUCGGUGAAGCUGUGGGAUGUGAAGAAAGGUACCUUCGUUCGUGAUCUCGUUCGAUCUCGUUGGGGUGACCCUGGCCGUUAUUAUUGUAAUCUCAAAGCCUCUGAAACAUUACUCGUAUGUGGAGUUCGAUCGGUAGAGGAGGCAAAGCUCAUCUUGAUCGAUCUUGACGCAUCAUAUCCA
This is a messenger RNA of Mesorhabditis belari, 600 nucleotides long. The record is from the annotation of a GenBank genome assembly. Lineage: Eukaryota; Metazoa; Nematoda; Chromadorea; Rhabditida; Rhabditidae.